This is a messenger RNA of Stegastes partitus (bicolor damselfish), 1952 nucleotides long. RefSeq names its product ribitol xylosyltransferase 1 (gene rxylt1). The transcript has 6 exons. Gene Ontology annotation, molecular function: ribitol beta-1,4-xylosyltransferase activity. Gene Ontology annotation, cellular component: Golgi apparatus. Bases 40 to 1362 code for a protein of 440 amino acids. Lineage: Eukaryota; Metazoa; Chordata; Actinopteri; Pomacentridae. Gene Ontology annotation, biological process: protein O-linked glycosylation via mannose. The record is from RefSeq and is a predicted model, not a curated record.
AGCUACACAAUGGUAACCUGAGAAAUACAGACAAUAAAAAUGAAAAUACCAAAAAGAAAGCUUUUCCUUCUCAUUAUUUUCGCGUACGUGGCGUUCUCGCUCUACGCCGCCUACAACGUGUUCUUCAGCACCAGAGUGAUCUCCCGCGUCCACCGGGUGGUGAAGAAGGAGACCGGAGCCCCGGCGGGUGGGUUUAGGGAUGGCGGAGCUCCCUUCCUGGCAGACGAGUGGAACCCGUGGGAGGACGAGCAGGUGGAGUACAACUCUGCUCUGAACAAGAAGAGAGAGGCCUUCAAACAGCACCUGGGCCGGAUUGACAAGAACAAACCCAAAAGAUACAAGGUCCAGAUCUGGGGCAAAGCUGCCAUCGGGCUUUACCUUUGGGAACAUAUUUUAGAAGGACCCCUCAACCCUACUGACAAGGUGGCUCAAUGGCGAGAGGGGGAGCUGCAGACAGGAAAGACUGACUUCAGUUUCUACACAGGUCCUGCUGUGGUCCAGGGUCACGUCCCUCUGGAUAUGAACAGCCUGGUUCUGGUUCUCAAUGGCCGCGAGCAGCAGAAGGUUGCUUACUCCACAAGGUGGCUGGAGCACGUCCAGACUCUGGUUCAGUCCCACACAGUGUCUCAUGUGGCUGUGGUCCUGCUGGGCAAUGAGCACUGCAACAACGACUGGAUCGGGCCACACUUAAAGAGAAACGGUGGCUUUGUGGACCUGCUGUUUGUCGUGUACGACAGCCCCUGGGUCAACGACAAGGACGUCUUCCAGUGGCCCCUUGGUGUUGCCACAUACAGACAGUUUCCUAUGAUCAGGCCCAACGCCCAACUGAUUACCUCCAACCGGCCAUACCUCUGCAAUUUCUUAGGGACAGUUUACAAAAACUCCUCCAGAGAAACACUCAUGCAUGUGCUCCAACAUUCUGGCCUGGAGAAGGAAUGCGUCACUGCCGCCAGGGAAAAGUGGCUUCCUCAGGAGACAGCAGACAGUCUGAGACGCUAUCAGACAGCUCUGGCCCAGAGCGAGCUCACCCUGUGUCCAGUCGGGAUCAACACAGAGUGUUACCGCAUCUACGAGGCCUGCUCGUACGGCUCGGUGCCCGUGGUGGAGGAUGUUCUGACGCCCGGGACGUGUGCGGCGGGGCCCAGCUCGCCGCUACGUCUCCUCAAAGCCGCGGGGGCGCCGUUCAUCUUCAUCAGCGACUGGAAGGAACUGCCCGCCAUCCUGGAGCGGGAGCGGAGCAUGAGCCAGGAGCAGAGGGUGGACAGGAGGAGGAGGCUGCUGGAGUGGUACUCCGGCUUCAGGCAGCAGAUGAAGGAAAGGUUCACCGAGGUCAUCGAGGAGACUUUCUUUAAAAGCGGCUGAGCGCGGUGCUGUCAGACAUCAACAGGGUCAACAUCGGUUCUUAUUUAUUUUGUGAUUUUUUGUGGAGAAAUGUGAUGUACUACUGGCAUAGUGAACCUGGUGAUGUUCAGUGUAUUAUUCUGGUGCAGGUGAUUAUGAAACCACUCGUGUGUGUUGUCAGAGCCGCCCUCACUGGUCAGUAAAGGCCCCGGGGCAUUAAUGUGUAUUUAUCAUCUAAAUGUUUACAGCGGUGGAAUGUACAGGCAUUUGGAAAUCAUGACUUUUAAGCUGCCUUUGCAUUUUAAAGCUCUCAUUUUACUUUGUUUUAUAUCUUUGUUUGUACUUAAAAUAGUGAUUUUUAGAGAACACUAAGCGUCAUGUGUAGACAGACUGUGUUUUUAGGCCUGUGAGGACGGAGCGCCUCUGGAUCUCUUUUGUAUCGUGAGUAGCUUGUAAAUGGAUGUUGUUGGUGUGAAAUGUCUGCUUUUCUGCUCAAAGUCUAACAAAAGACAGAUUUUCUCUUCUAUUUAUUUCAGUGCUGUGCUGCAUGGACUUCUGUGUUUUUUUCAGACGGUGCAAUAAAACUAAAAUGGGGUGGUGUCCUGAAGGGA